AUGCUUGGAACUGGCUUCACACCACGUCAUAUUGAGGCCAAAAUAUUCCUUCCGCACGGUGUCGGUCGUUCUAUGUACGGCGUUUUCGACGAGACUGGCCUACUGCAAUACAGUCAGGUCUUCAUUCAGUACUCUUCAUCAAUCAAAAAACCGGAUGGAAGGCUGAGGAUAUAUACAGUAUACCAGCCUGCCUUAAAUCAUCUAUUCGACGUCGUAGUUUUCCCAAAGCAUGGUCCUCGCCCUCAUCCCGAUGAGAUGGCUGGAAGUGAUUUGGAUGGUGAUGAGUAUUCUGUAAUAUUCGAUCCGGAUAUUUACUUCAAUCAGAAUGAGGAGGCAAUGACGUUCCCGAAAAGUUCACCAGACGACUUUGAAUAUGCUCCAACAACCGAAGACAUGGUAGACUUCUUCCUCAAAUAUCUUCGUCAGGACUCCAUCGGUAGAAUGAGCAAUGCUCAUCUUAUAAUGGCAGAUAGGAAAGGCUUGUUCGAGUGA
This is a messenger RNA of Haemonchus placei, 492 nucleotides long. The record is from the annotation of a GenBank genome assembly. Lineage: Eukaryota; Metazoa; Nematoda; Chromadorea; Rhabditida; Trichostrongylidae.